Capsaspora owczarzaki ATCC 30864 is the source of this 2661-nucleotide messenger RNA. RefSeq lists its product as hypothetical. The transcript is spliced from 7 exons. NCBI's taxonomy places the organism in Eukaryota, Filasterea, Ministeriida, Capsasporidae. The record is from RefSeq and is a predicted model, not a curated record. Bases 1 to 2661 code for a protein of 886 amino acids.
AUGGAAUCACACGCCUCUCCCAAGACCGCCUCGGUGCCCUCUUCCGGGACUUCUCCCGGAACUUCUCCCGUGGGUUCUUCAAAGCGUCAAGCAGAGGACCCUUCCGGAGGUCAAUCCAAGCGUGCCAGAACCGUAAGCGGACCGAGACCUGCCCGAUAUGGUACUUUUGAAACCUCACAAGUUCUGCUCGAACAGCGUGCAAGCAGCAGCAGCAGCAGCCAGGCAGCACCCCCUUCAGUCAAGCUUCCCUGGAAGAAUGCUGGCCUUCGCAGGCACCUGCUCGAAAUGCUGUCCUCCAACCCAGACAUCGAGCCAGAAGUGGUGAAAGCCCUUGUCUACGAGUUCAGUUUUUUCUCGUGCAAGGCAUCUGCUCUUGAUGUAGCCCAAACGCGCAGUGCAAGUUUGAAGAACAAGGACGCAACGCACCCCCAAGGAAAGCCUCUCCGAGCCGUGGAUGAGCUUCUUGAUUGGAUUCAGACGUGGCUCACAAAACAAGAUUCCGCACAGAUUCGAGAGUCUCUUGAGGCCCUGCUGAAAACACUUAAACGGCGCUCGCCCUCCCAACAUGGUGGCGAGUACCCCCUCGUCGACCUGCAAGUGGCAACCAAAGCUCUGGAAGCCAACAUGACCAACAGGCUAAACGCUUCAAAGAACCAAACCGAGGCACGAUUGGAAUACCGAUCGUCCAUCGCCUCGACACUACCCGGUGCUGGCAAGUCCCGCCUUUGUUCCGAGUUCGUCAAAAACAUUGCCCCCAAGUUCUUCAAGGAUCAUCAGCUGCAUGGGGUUUGCUUAUCCACUAUGUUCAAUUUCUUGCACCCAUUUGACUCGUCAAAUGACUGGACCAUCGUCAUGGGAGCCCACCACGAGCACGCUCUCUCAACUCGUCUCUUGUCGGCGUACUUUGACAUUGAAACCAAGGUUUUUCAGCGCAAUUUUUUGCAAACUGGUAGCUUCCAAGCGGCGGCGUGCUUGAGGCUCGUUCAGGAGUUUGAAUUCGAGCUCCGUCAUGGACGCAAACCUGGCGAAGGUGAUGAGUUGCCGUACCUCGCGAUUGCUAUUGAUGAAAUCAACAGACUACUUGUAGAGCCGGACAGCGCUCUCGUUCCCCCUGAUGUCAAGGGCGACGCUCAACGACGGCGUCAUCUGCUCAAACAAACGUUGAUGUCUCUCAAGGAGGCUGCUGCGGCAGGCCAGCGUUUUUUUGUGCUCUACGCAGGAACUAUACCUGAUCAGCUCACUUCAGGUCUGACAGAGACGGGACACACACAACCCGCUGGGGUCAGCAGCUUGGCGGUUGACCCUGUACCUUUGCCGCCGUUCAAGAGCAGGCAUAUUGCCCAAUUUGCCGACUAUGUGGCCGCAAAAUUGGAUCGUUACAAGGAUUCUCCCCAAGUUUGGCGGCUCGACGCAUCCAUUGUGCAUAAACUUCGCAUUUGUGGCGGUUUGCCACGCCACAUUGAGGUUGCGCUUGGUCUACCGUUUCACACAGCGAUCGCAACACCAACGAUCAGCAUUCCCUCUUUGAUCGAGCUGGUACAUUUUUGCGCAUUCACGCGCACCGAUGAGCCACAGGAAAGCGACAAGCUCGGCUGGAUCAGCUCAGGAGCAGCUUUCGUUGAUGACAUUCCGAGUGGCAGCUCUGUCUUUCAAUUCAACUUGUUUAUGAGGCUUGAUCUUGAUUCACCAUCCGGCAGUUCGCCUGACGCUUUUGGUCAACGGCUGCAGGAUUGUCUUCAGAAGAUUCGCGAGGGCGUGAAUCAUCCUCCUUCUGCGCCCGAUUUGUGGGAGCGAAUCGUUGUUGCCCUUUUCAAUCUGCGUGUGAGGGCGUUUCUGGCCAAGGAAGUGAAGAAACUCGCAACGAUGCCAUCCUCGAUUGAUGUGCCUCUUGAGCAAGUGCUGCCAGGUGUCACGUUUGGCCCGGGUUGCGCAAAUCUUAAGCUUCGAUUGACACCGGAAAACUGGAGACAGGGAGGCCAAUUUAUGCAACUCGCGGAGCCCUGCACACCGGGAAUUGACAGCUACCUGGAAGUUACAGUCGUCGAUUCUGCCAACCAACUGUCCGAGGCCGUCAUUGGUCUCCAGAUGAAGCUUCAUAUGGACCUUCCAACAACAGGUCCUGUUGAAUUGCAAACCUUUGAACGGGAUGCCUUUAACUAUCUCGAAGGAAAGUAUCCCGGCAAGACCUUGUUCGUCGGUAUAAUGUCCACUUCUAGGUUUGAUGCUCCGAGCCCUGCGCAGAACGCAUGGGUACUGGAGCGUGACAAGUUGAACGACUUUGCUCAAGGAUUUCAAGUCGCCGUUCAGAGUGCAUACAUGUUUGACCCGCAUCAUAGCUCUGCCUCGCACAUCGCGAGUUUUCUGUAUCCGUCGAAGCCACAGAAAGUUUGCAACGCCCUUGCUCGCCUGAUAGUCGAGACUCGCGCGUCACUUCGCCCACUAUUCACAACUGCAAGCCAGUUGCACCAGUUUUUGAUCGCGAACAUUGGUCGAUCGAGGACAGUCUCGUGGACGUCUGGCAAAAAUAACCAGGAGCGACAUGAGUUCACGCUCCAGCCCGAUGAUGUUCCGUCCGUUGAGCAGCUGUGCUGGUACUUGGCUUUGCCUGAAGACCCCGUCGCAGCCACUGCCGGUUCGUCCUCGAGCUCUUCGGCCAUCUGA